Messenger RNA from Metarhizium brunneum ARSEF 3297, 1476 nucleotides. RefSeq names its product Mandelamide hydrolase (gene mdlY). Gene Ontology annotation, molecular function: catalytic activity. The record is from RefSeq and is a predicted model, not a curated record. NCBI's taxonomy places the organism in Eukaryota, Fungi, Ascomycota, Sordariomycetes, Hypocreales, Clavicipitaceae.
AUGAGUACCGUGACUUCGGAAGCCCGCGAGGGUGAUUUCUCUGGCUGGUCUGCCGACGAUACGAUUUUGGCGCUUCGCCAUCACAAAGUGACUGUUCGCGAGCACAUCUCGGAGGUCCUCGGCCGUGCCGAGAGGGCAAAGUCGUUGAAUGCCUUCAUUAACCUGUUGCCCGACCAGGCAUUGGCCGCUGCAGAUAAAAUAGACGCUGUCAUUGCGAAGGGGGAGCCUCUGCCUCCAUUGGCGGGCUUGGCUAUUGUCGUAAAAGACAACAUCAACAUGGCUGGCUUCCCAAAUACUGGCGGUACGAAUGCUCUUCUCACCGCGUGUCCGUCCAACACGGCACCGAGCCUGGAGAGGCUGACGGCGGCCGGUGCCAUUGUCAUUGGCAAAACAAACUUGCACGAGCUCGCAUUUGGCGUCACGAGCACCAAUCUGUCGACAUUUGCCGGGCCAGUACGCAACCCUUAUGCCAUGGACAUGAUCCCAGGUGGCUCAUCGGGAGGGACGGCGGCCGCCAUCGCUUCUCGCGUUGUAACCUGUGGUUUGGGUACAGAUACCGGAGGCUCUUCGCGCAUCCCCGCGGCUUUGACUGGAAUUGCGGGUUACCGGCCGUCCGUUGGUGAUGGUGGUGAGCAGCGUCGCUAUCACGACGACCAUGGCGUCCUCCCAAUCAGCCACACUCGAGACACGGUUGGACCCAUGGGCCGCAGCGUGGCCGACGUCGCCCUGUUGGAUUCCAUUAUAUCUGGACGGCCGCGAGCAAAGCCCGCGCAGCUCCGUGGCGUCCGGCUAGGCAUCCCGCCUGUGCUUUGGGCGGGACUGAACAAGGAGUUGGAGAAGAUGGUGCUGCGCGCACAGCAUGUGCUCCAAGACGCGGGGAUUGAACUAGUUCGGGACGACAUACCCGACUUGCUCGAGCUGGAUAGCACUGUCGGGCCUCCCAUCUCGUUGCAUGAGGCGCGUACUGAUAUCCCGGCGUAUCUGUCAGGCUCGGGCAUCGACGGCGUACGCCUAGAGGAUAUUUUCGACGGCAUCUCAAGCCCAGACGUGAAACCUAUUUUCGGCUCCAUAAUAAACGGUGACUUUGGACAUGAGUACCGUCAAGUCAUGGCGGUUCGACGCCCGGCUCUCCAGAAGCUGUACGCAGACUACUUCCGGCAACACCGGGUUGAUGCCAUCCUGUUCCCGACUACCAUUCUCCCCGCCACGCCCAUAGACAUCAUACAUGGCUCCGGGAACGUGUCUAUCAACGGUGGACCCCAAAUGGAAGCCUUUGCUGCUUACACUAGAAACACGGCGCCGGCAAGUAAUGCGGGAAUACCGGGCUUGAGCAUACCCGUGGGAAAGACAGCCGACGGCUUGCCGGUUGGCAUCGAGAUUGACGGCCCUCUGGGCAGCGACGAUAGACUUCUUAGCUUGGGCCUUGCGAUGGAAAAAGUGCUUGGCUGCUUACCCGGUCCGGAGCCCUGGGCCUGA